AUGUCACCUAAUAAAUCUACAAACUUCAAUUUCUCUAACCUCUCGAUUGACAUUAUGAAUUCAUACAUUGUUCACGUAGGCGAACAAACUUUUCGAUUGUAUCGCUCAUCAAUAACCUGUGAUUCUCCUAAUUUCUUUACGCAAACUUUCUUGGGCGAGGAGGUUUCAGAAGAAACAACAACCGCAUCCAAAAUUAAUCCCCUUGUAGCAAGCACAGUUGAAUCUAAUAUCACCACCACUCCCACUUUAGAAAUAAAAAAUGACGCUGAAAAGAAUGUUGUCAUUGGUGACAAUUCUCUUUCAGAAUCUAUAGUAAGUAAUGCAGAAAGACCGAAUGUUGCGGAUAAAACCAAUAGUAAUGACACUAGUAAUAGUACGAAUAAAAAUCCAUCGAUAUGCAAAGAAAUUACAAUAGAUCGUGAUCCUAGACUUUUUGAAGUAAUUCUAAGAUAUCUUCGUGGAUAUACCAUAUUUCCAUUAUCUUCUGUUAAUUUGCCACCUGGAAUGUCACUUGAUCUAUUUCGUGAAAGCUUAUUGGAGGAUGCCCGUUUCUAUGGCCUUGCCCGACUUGCGCAACUGUUGCAAGCAGAAACACCAACACCACUACGCUACAAAGAUCCUUUCACUUCCCAGGACAAAAUUCUUUUAUCGCUUCGCGAUGUACCAAUACAUAAAGAUUUUAUCAAAUCAAAACUUGAAGGACCAUCUGCUGUUGAAUUUUUCACGGGAGCGGUGCUUACUCUAGAAUUGGACAAUUCAGAUGCUACCAUACAGUUUCAUACUGAAUUCCUCAAUGAUCACGAUCAAAAAGCUCUUCAAACCUUGGGCGAAAUUUGUGGCGAAAAUACUCAGAUUCAAUUGUCGCGUCUAAUGACAACAGGCUGGAAUAUGCGCGAUGCGUUGAAUGGAAUUCGGCUAGAAAUUGAUGGUGUACAAGUGACCGGAGUAGAUAUUGCAUCUCUAGUAGGGUCCUUUAAUCCAAGAGUCAAAGCAUUGGACGACAUGUUUCGAUUGGCGGGUGGACAAAAAUUAGUAAUCUACGCACAAGAAUUUGUUUUUCGUUUGGAAUAUCGUACAGCUGCAUCUGAUAGUAGCAGUAUUAAUGGAACUGCACAAAUUAACGGCAGUCGCGCUGCCAGUAUCAAUGAGAUUCCCGUCAUUAGUUCUCUUGAUACACAAGAUGAUCCUUCUCCUCCUUAUCCCCAAGAAGAAACUGAAAAUAACAGUCAAGCCGAUGGAGAGAGUAAUGACGGUAGUAGCGAUACGGUCGAUGAAAGUUCAAACUUUUUCCAAUUCGAGCGCAAAAGUUAUAUGUCAACUUUACAAUAA
This is a messenger RNA of Ambispora leptoticha, 1329 nucleotides long. The record is from the annotation of a GenBank genome assembly. Lineage: Eukaryota; Fungi; Glomeromycota; Glomeromycetes; Archaeosporales; Ambisporaceae.